AUGAAACAUGUUAGAUUCAAUAAUUAAUCUAAUUCUCCAAGGGAAAUAGGAUUGUUUAGAUAAUGUAUAAGGUUUUAGCCCAAAGAGAGAUCACCGUAACCUAAUGAGGAAGAUGCUAUGAUGUAUUCGAAACUUCGACGAUUUGGAUUAGUGAGGGAUAAGGCAUUGAAGUAUUGUUUGGCUGAUCACUGUAAAAUUGAUGCUUCACAAUGUAAACAUGGACCUCCGAAUUAUAAAAUAUUUUAAACCUCACUUGAUAAAUAAAAAAUAAUUCAGGGUUGGCAAAUGGUAGGAAAAUUGAAGGAGAGCAGUUCCGAGAAGUUUCAGAAGGCAAAGGGAGAUGAUGGGUUGAUGCAGUAUCGAAAUCGAGAAGAAUAGAAAAAAUUUGAAAGGCUAAAGAACUAUUUCUUGGGCUUAAGUAAUUCCAGUAAAUAAGUGAAGCUUCCGCAAUUUCAAAUGGGAAAUGGAAAGGAUCAUUACUUUGAAUUAGCAGACUAUUAUGAGCAAAUAAAGCCAUUGUCUAGGACAUUAAUAACUGACACCGAAUCAUUUGAUGAUAUUAUUCCAAAAUAAAUAAGAGAACAAUUCAGAAUAGAACCCAGAGUGUAGAGACCGGCUCUAAAAAGAACAGAUGAAGAGAAGGGAUUGAAGUCAAGAUUAAAAGCAUUACAUGAGUUGAUUGAGACUUACAGAGAAGCCGGAAGUCCAAAUGAUCCUUCCAUAGAAAUUGUAUUAUUGGAUAGCUAUGAAGAUGUUAGAGCAGUUCAAUCCCAAAGCUGAUGAGGAAAGACAACGUUAAGAGUUUCCAAGUAUUGGUUUAUCGAAAGAACAAAUUUUUACUGAUGAAGGAAGUGCAACUGCCAAAAAAAGAUGCAGUGUGUUAAGCCAUCGGUAUUCCAAAUUUUAGCCAUUUGAAGAAUAAAGAAAAAAUUAAUAAUUUUAAUAAAAGCUUGAUAAAUUAGUCACAAAAGUUAUUGGUCGGAUAAAUUGUAAAUUUGAUGGAACUUUGUUUGGUAAAGAUUUCUAAAAUUCAUGAUUAUGUCUAAUUAUAUUUUUUAUAUAUUAUUAUGAGAGAAACAGCAUAUCGAUCAUCUCCAUUUGAAAAGCAGAACAAAUUAACAAAUGGUCUCUUUAAGGAUUGUCAAAGGUUUAAUCCUAGAAGUAAAUUUACUGAAGAAAACUACGAAAAUGCUACUGUGUUCGCCAAAUUAAGAAGGGCUGGGUUAGAUAAGAAAAAAGCACUCAAAUAUUGUUAGACUCAGCAUUGCAAAUUGGAUACUACUCAAAGUGACUUUGGACCACCUGGUUAUAAAAUAUUCAAAUAACAUUAUGACCCAAUCAAAUAAUAUUAAGGUUGGCAACUAGAUGGGAAAAUCAAAUUGAAAGAUUCAGGGGAAUAUGAAAGAAUAAGUAAAGAUAUUAAUUUAGGCUUGAGAUAACAGCCCAAUGAAGAUUUGUACCAAUUGUACAAUAAUUUAGCUGAAACCCAUCGAAAAACAGUAGAAAGGUGCAACUUCACUGAACUCUCAAGAUAGGAGUUAAUAAUGAAAUUGAGAUCAUUGACGAGAGAUGACAAUAGAAAGUACAACACUCCCAUUUACUAAUUGAGAAGACAUAAUGAAAUUUAUUAUGAAUUGGCUGAUUACUUUGAAAAAUAUUAGCCUCCCUCAAUUAAAACUUUAGUUACUGAAUUAGAAGCCUUUGAUGACAUAGUGCCUAGGAAAUAUUUAAAAUAAUUUUAUUUAGAGUAAAAAUCAACUGGGAAUAAAAAAAAGAAAUUAAAAUAAGAAGCCACUGAAAAAAUAUAGAGGCGUUCAAGAAUACUGAUGGAAUUGAAUGCUCUAUUUUCGCCAGUAAGAUCUGAAAACUCGGUAUUUAAUUUAAUAAUUUAUAAAGAACAAAAGAUCUGUUUUCUCUAAGUAGGAUUAAAUUUGGUAAGUUCAGAAUGAUUCAGCAAUCACUAACCUGUUGGAUAUGGAUGAAAGUAGUAUCUGUAGAAGUGCUGAGAGAAAUAGUAUUUCCUUUUUUCGUUCUGCCAAAAUCAGGUAGACAGAGGAACAAGAAAGAAUUAAUUAGCUCUAAGAUUCUUUGAAAAAAGUGAUUAAAACUAAUAUAGAAAAUAUCAAUUACUCCAAAAAAUAAAAUAACAUCUUAACUUGA
Paramecium octaurelia is the source of this 2160-nucleotide messenger RNA. NCBI's taxonomy places the organism in Eukaryota, Ciliophora, Oligohymenophorea, Peniculida, Parameciidae. The record is from the annotation of a GenBank genome assembly.